Molecule: messenger RNA, 1243 nt
Organism: Phragmites australis (common reed)
Lineage: Eukaryota; Viridiplantae; Streptophyta; Magnoliopsida; Poales; Poaceae
Product: rac-like GTP-binding protein 7
Exons: 7
Coding region: 171-764 (197 amino acids)
Biological process (GO): actin filament organization; regulation of actin cytoskeleton organization; cortical cytoskeleton organization
Cellular component (GO): nucleus; cell projection; cytoplasmic vesicle
Molecular function (GO): protein kinase binding; GTPase activity; GTP binding
Source: RefSeq, a predicted model, not a curated record
CCAUGCAUGUAUAUAUAUAAAUAUAUACAUGUAGCUCUGCUUCGAUCAUCUGCCCAUAACCACCAGACCAACCGAGACCAGGCAGGCAGGCAUCCAUCACAACCAACAGCAGCAGCAGGGUGAGGACAGCAGGCAGCUCGCAGGCCAGGGGAAGGAGGGAAGCAAGGACGAUGAGCACGGCGAGGUUCAUCAAGUGCGUGACGGUCGGCGACGGCGCCGUCGGCAAGACUUGCAUGCUCAUUUCCUACACCAGCAACACCUUCCCCACGGAUUACGUGCCCACGGUGUUCGACAACUUCAGCGCCAACGUCGUCGUCGACGGCAGCACGGUGAACCUCGGCCUCUGGGAUACCGCUGGACAAGAGGACUACAACCGGCUGAGGCCCCUUAGCUACAGAGGCGCUGACGUCUUUCUGUUAGCAUUUUCUCUCAUUAGCAAAGCCAGCUAUGAGAAUAUUCACAAGAAGUGGAUACCAGAGCUGAGGCACUAUGCUCCAAAUGUGCCAAUUGUGUUAGUUGGAACAAAGCUUGACUUGCUCGAGGACAAGCAGUUCUUCCUGGACCACCCUGGUUUAGCACCUAUCUCAACCGCGCAGGGUGAGGAGCUGAAGAGGAUGAUAGGCGCAGCGGCGUACAUCGAAUGCAGCUCCAAGACGCAACAGAAUGUGAAGGCGGUGUUCGACUCUGCGAUCAAGGUCGUGCUGUGCCCGCCGAAGCCGAAGAAGAAGAGCGCCCGGAAGCAGAGGAGUUGCUGGAUUCUAUGAGCCAGCAGCAACAAAAGGAUGUUACAAUUGCAGGGCAGUUCUUGCAUUCUAUUGUCUGUGUUUGUGUUGCGUUGCUGCUAGAUCCUGUCGGGGUUAUGUUUGGUUGGCCCGUCCAGUGCUCCUUGUGUAUGCAGUCAAUACUCUUGAGUGUGCUAAUUACAAAUGAGUCCUUCGUUCAGAUUGGCAUUCCUGUGGGAAAUUAGGAAUCUAUUGCUUACUUUUUCUCUCUCUUUCUUGUACGGUUAAUUUGCUGUGUUGGGAGUGAACUGAUGCAUUCAUUCCUACUUUCCAUUCACUGAUUGGACUUGUGUAACUUGUACGCUUCAGUCGCAGUGUGUAGUCUUUCUUUUUCUUGAAGGCACACAAUGUGUUCUGUUGUGAUCUUUGCAAGUAAUCGAGCGCACUGCCUACCCUGCAUCAGGCCGAAAAAGGGCUACAUCAGACUUUACGUGUGUUUUUUAAGGGAAAGGAGAGAACUG